Diversispora eburnea is the source of this 570-nucleotide messenger RNA. The record is from the annotation of a GenBank genome assembly. NCBI's taxonomy places the organism in Eukaryota, Fungi, Glomeromycota, Glomeromycetes, Diversisporales, Diversisporaceae.
AUGGAUAGACAACAAAUUGCCUCUCAUAACAUAAUUUCCGAGAUUAUUAACCUCAAAAAAAAAUUCAGUUCCAGUGAGAAUAUUGAGAUUGUUCAAGAAAUUCAAGAGGGCGUUAGGAAGAUCGAUGAGCAUAUGAACAAAAAAAGCGAACAAUAUAAGAAUGAAUUAAGAGCUUUAGGUAGAAAAUUAAAAACUUUAAAGAAUAGCUUCAAGAGACCAACUGAACAAAAUGAGCGUGAUUUCAAUGAUCUCAUCACAAAACAUGAACGAGAAAAAUAUAAUUUAAAUAAAUCCAUUGAUAGUUUGAAAUCACUUGAUAACUUACAAAAAGAAUUGGAAGAAUUAGUAAAUAUCGAUAUCGAAAAUGCCUUUUUACCAAAAAAUGAUUCUACUUCUCUUCAACUUCAUAUUUAUCGUUCUUUGGGUAUUCAAUUCAUUGAAGAUCCCAACACACAUAAAUUGAAAACACGAAUUGAAGCACCAAAUGAUAUUCAUACAGUAAUAGUGGAUGAUAGACAUACACAACAUUUCAUGGCAAAUUAUUUAUGGGAAUUAGCAACUGGUUCUUAA